Molecule: messenger RNA, 1431 nt
Organism: Microdochium trichocladiopsis
Lineage: Eukaryota; Fungi; Ascomycota; Sordariomycetes; Xylariales; Microdochiaceae
Product: pyridoxal phosphate-dependent transferase
Exons: 1
Coding region: 1-1431 (476 amino acids)
Cellular component (GO): cytosol
Molecular function (GO): transaminase activity; pyridoxal phosphate binding
Source: RefSeq, a predicted model, not a curated record
AUGUCAUCAACUACGACAAGUACAAUAACCACGAAGGCCGCAGCAGCCGUAGGGCUUGCGGUAGAAACCACGGGCCCGCCGGAGCCAUCUCUCAUGCACCGUUCACUACGAAGCCGUCCAGUCAGUGUCCAGUCGGGAUCCGGAAUAUAUCUCAACCUUUGGAACGGACGGAGAGUUCUCGAUGGGUGCGCUGGAGCAGCUGUGGCCAUUCUGGGACAUGGCCAUCCAGCGGUGCAGGCUGCAAUUGUCGAGCAGGUCGCCAAGGUCUCAUACGUCCACACCGCAAAGUAUACGACGGACAGUGCUGAAGACCUGGCGGACCUCAUUCUCGGCACACGUCCGUUCGGGUUGAGCAAGGCUUACUUUGUUGGGUCCGGCAGUGAGGCCAUGGACUCGGCGAUGAAGCUCGCUCGACAGUUUCACUAUGAGAGAGGUGAGACGCACAGGACAAAAUGGGUAGCCAGGCGGCAGGCCUACCAUGGAAACACCGUAGGUGCCAUGAGUGUCAGCUCCAAUCGAGCCCGCCGAGUGCCCUAUGAGGAUUCCUUGCUGCUGGGAGGAGUGAGUUUCGUUGACCCAGCAAACUCAUACCGGGGCCAACUCGCCACAGAAACGGAAGAGCAGUUUGUGGAGCGACUCAUCAAAGAACUGGACGAAGAGUUCCGGCGGAUCGGUCCCCGCUCAGUCAUCGCGUUCAUUGCAGAGACCGUAGGAGGUGCUACAGGCGGUUGCGUCACUGCCCCGAAAGGCUACUUCGAACGGGUCAGGAAGCUCUGCGACGAGUAUGGGAUCCUGUUGAUCCUGGAUGAAGUCAUGUGUGGCUCAGGCCGGACAGGAUCAUACUUCGCGUUUGAGCACGAGGGAGACGUGGUACCGGAUAUCGUCACGGUUGGAAAGGGCCUGGGUGGAGGGUAUGCACCAAUCGCCGGGAUAUACAUCCACGACAAAGUAGUGCACGCGCUGAGGCAAGGCAGCGCAGCCUACAACCAUGGUCAUACCUAUCAGGCACACCCCGUCAGCUGUGCUGCGGCUCUGGCUACACAGCAAGUUGUCAAAAGCUUGGGCUUGGUGGAGGCAUGCGCCGAGAAAGGCAUGAUUCUAGGGGCGCUCCUGCGGGAUCGCCUGGGCGAGAAAAAGUACGUAGGAGAUGUGAGAGGACGUGGCCUAUUCUGGGCCGUGGAAUUCGUGGAAGACAAGGCCACCAAGAAACCUCUGGAUCUUUCUGUUGGAUUCAGCGGCAGGUUGCAGCAAGAAUGCUUUGAUCUCGGCCUUGACAUCUAUCCUGGGCAGGGUACCGUUGACGGGAUCGUUGGUGAUCAUAUCCUACUUACGCCACCACUAACAAUCACCCCGGAUCAGUUGCAAAGCAUGGUCGACAUCCUGUCUAAUGCCUACGACACCUUGGAAGACCAGUUGGGAGCUACCAGUUGA